Peronospora farinosa is the source of this 735-nucleotide messenger RNA. Lineage: Eukaryota; Oomycota; Peronosporomycetes; Peronosporales; Peronosporaceae. The record is from the annotation of a GenBank genome assembly.
AUGGCUGAACGUAAGAUCUUGACGGAUAUUUCGCAUCCGUUUGUUGUCAAGCUUCACUACGCUUUCCAGAGUGAAUCAAAGCUGUACCUCGUGAUGGAUUACCUUAGCGGCGGGUCGCUGGCUACACAUCUGCGUCGCCGUCGUAAAUUUCCAGAGGAGUGGGCUCGAUUCUACGCCGCCGAAGUUGGCGUCUCUGGCCUGAAGGGUGCGACAACAUUUUGCGGCACAGCUGCAUAUAUUGCACCUGAGUUACUGAAAGGCAGGACUUAUGGCAAGGCUGCUGACUGGUGGUCGUUCGGCAUUCUGCUGUACGAAAUGAUAGGAGGAAAGCCACCUUACUACCACCGCAACCGUGACAUUAUGUUUCAAACUAUUUUGAAGCAGGACUGGGUUACUUUCUCGCCCAGCUUUUCGGACGCUGCAAUUUCGCUCAUCAAUGGACUGUUAACGCGCGAUCCGAUGAUGCGUCUUGGUAGUGGCCCGCGCGGUGCCGACGAAGUGUUGACGCACCCGUUCUUUGAUGUCAUUGACUGGCCGGAGCUGCUGGAGCGCAAAAUGCAACCGCCGUUUAACCCGGGUGUUGGCAAGAUGGAUACACAUUAUGCACCUCGCAACAUGAACGAUAUUACUGCGCGCGAUCGCGCACCAAGUGUGAUGAUGGGAAAGACCGACCGUCCGAAUGACUUCGAUGGGUUUAGCUUCGUUGGGCGGCCUUCAUCUCUAUCGAAUGUUUGA